Maniola jurtina (meadow brown) is the source of this 6682-nucleotide messenger RNA. RefSeq lists its product as uncharacterized. The record is from RefSeq and is a predicted model, not a curated record. Gene Ontology annotation, molecular function: guanyl-nucleotide exchange factor activity. Gene Ontology annotation, biological process: positive regulation of Rho protein signal transduction. The transcript has 13 exons. NCBI's taxonomy places the organism in Eukaryota, Metazoa, Arthropoda, Insecta, Lepidoptera, Nymphalidae. The coding region runs from base 446 to 5752 and encodes 1768 amino acids.
GCUUUGAGAGAGAGGCAGGCGUACGACGCUUGCGCGCUUACCUUUGGCUUACAACUGACGUCGCGCGCGCAUGCUAUUCACUUGUACAUUCUAAAAUUAUUAUCAUACCCACUUUUCUCCCACAAUUUUCCGAAAGUGACAUAAUUAAUCGCAAAUCCACAAGUUCGGACGAAGUGUGUUUCUGUGACAGACUUUCCCAGUGUGUGUUUAAAGAAAAUUUUCUUAUUUUUCUCUCGUCAUUUGACACACAUAUCGUGUAACGGUGUGGAGAUCUGACGAUCCAUCGACUCGCUAAAAUCUGUGUGUUUUGUGUAUCUCGGAACAGUGUGCCGGAAUUUUAACGGACUUGCCUAAAGACGAGACACUUAAGCGACUGGGGUAUACGAUUAUCGAGAUACUAUAAGAACAAUGUCUCGGUGGAAGGGUAAAGUGAGGUAGCCAGCAGAUGGCAGCAGUCAGCGCGGCGAUGUUUCGGCCUGGGGGCGCGCUUGACCCCCCAUGUUACGGUCAACGGAUUUACGAAACACCUGAAAGUACGCGUCCGAAAAAAUGGUCUUCGAAACUGAGACUCAAUACCUCGGGAAGCUCCAAAUCUUCAGAGAAGUCACCCGAGAGCCCUUAUAUGUAUGGAACUAUUAGUGGACAAGGUGGUUCAGCAUUGUCGAAAUCCAUGAAGUAUGCAGAAACGUGGCUCUACGGGUCCGUGAGGACCCAAACUCCAACAGGAAGGCCGAGUGUCUUCUCAGCAUAUCCGGAAGUUCCCGGACCUGUUCUAAUAAGUACUCCUCAAAAACCAACUCCGCAUAAUUAUGCUGUUAUACUAUGUUCCUGUCCUGAAUACCUUAACGGUACGAAGAAAACCAGCUCUACCAAAGUCAGUAUAUGUAAGAAAUGCAAAGGAUCUCGUUUGCCACUAACUAUAACUGAAAGUCCACGAUUGUUAGUAGGUGGCACUGUGCGUGGUCCUCAAGUCAAUCGUGAUGCUGGUGGUUUAUUAAGAGCUGGUACUGUCAGAGUUCAAAACACUAAAUCUAGGCCUAGUAUUCUUAAACCCAACGGCGAUAAUGAUCCGUAUGACUUAAUGCGUAGAAGUAGAUUAGCUCCUCCACAUGAAACUCGUAUUGGGAGUCAGUUUUCAACAACGAGAUCUCGAGCCAAGAGUAUAAGCCCCUGUCGGAUCAAAGCUAAACAACCAAGUCCAGAAACUAUUAGCAAAAGUCGAAGUAAAUCAGUGAGCCGAGUUAAUGAACUAUGGAUUGAUGAAGAUAAUUCAACGGAUAAAAAGAAAUCCAUAUUAUCUUGCGAUAUAAAUCCCUACGAGUUGGUAAAAACGAGUAGUAGUUCUAAGUCUAUGGUCGAAAUUGAGUUUGACGAUGAUUUUGGGGAUGUCUUUCAAGAUUCUCCUAAAUCUAGGCCUUUAAAUAAGUCUAAAUCUGAUACAAAUGUUAAAGCGAUUAGUGGACAAAGAAUAAGGGUGUCAAAUGAACUAAAAACCAAUAGCUUAGAAGAAGGAUCUGUAUAUGACCCUGUUAAUUAUGAUCUCAAAAAUUAUGACUUUAAAUCUACUGAUAUGUCUUCAGCCUUAUCUUUACCCAACAUAAAAAAUGAAAAUAGUAAAUUAGCAUCAUUAGGUAAAAGUAGUAAUAAAAAAGUAGCAAGUAUAUCAAAUGCAAAUCGUAUAAAGCAGAAAAGUGUUUCACCGAAAAGACCACCGAGAAGAGUAAGACACAACAAAACUGAAGAUGACAGUGAAAGUGACAAUCAGCGCUUACCGGAAAAAAACUUUAAUAAAAAGCCCACCACUGAUUAUUCACGCAGCCCUAAAUAUAAAAAUCACAAUUCCGAUACUAUUAAAUCUAUUCUUAAAAAACCAAGAAACUAUGAAUCUAAUGACACUAAAAAUAAAGUUGAAAUUAAUGAAGAUUCAUUUGAAAGUAAAAGAAUUAAUUCUUCACAGUUUUAUCUUCCGAAACCUAAAGAUAAGAGCUUGAAUUCAUCUCAAAAUAUAUAUCAACGAAAAAGAGUUCAAUUUCUUGUCGAAAAUGAAGAAACCAAAGUAAUAUAUACAGCAGACUUAAAUUUACACGAUAAUAACUUCAAGGAAGAAAAACCAAGCAUCGUUGUUGAAACGGAAGAAGAAAUAAUUGCUGAAGGUGAUGUCGUAAGCCAUAGUUUAGAAGCAGCCGAAAAUGAUAUUACAUAUUUGAAUGACACCAUUAAUAUCCAGAAUGAUUCAGAAGUAUAUGAAGAUGUGCAAAUCAAUUUAGAGCUAAAUAAAAUUGCUACAGACAUUAUAGCAAAUAAUACUGUAAAAGAAGAAACUGAUGCUAUUCCUAUAAACAACGAAGAUAAUAAUGUACCUAAAAUUCCAGUUCUACGUCGCUCCGAAUCAGAAAGGUUAGCUUCAACUAUAUGCAUUUCUCCUCCAAAGUUUUUAGACACUAUGGCUCUUCGAUCUAAAAAUAAACACUGUCAUACAAGUCAAGUGUUUUUGGAAUUUGUGAAUGAAAUUGAGACGAUAUCGCAACAAAAAUGUGUAAGUUCCGAAAACCACAUCAAAGGAAAUGUUGAUAACGUUCAAGACUCUCCAAGUAAAAAUGAUAUUGACAUCGGAAAUUUAAGCGAUAGUAGUGAGAUUACAAGUAAAGUACUGAAAAAUUUACGCCAUGGUAUAACAGGUUCUCCAGAACCACCACCAAGAUUAAAAUCUAAAUCAAAGAAACACAAUUACGUUAAAACUAGAUUUGUGCGUCACAAUUCCGCAAGUUCAACUAGUGAUGAAUGGUCAGAUACAAAUGACAAUGAACAAAAAACUGUACUUAGAGUGAAACAAUUUGAUUCCGAUGAGUUCGAUGAGCCAAAGGAAAGAAAAGAGACUUGUAAAAGUUUGGAAAUAGAACCAAGAAAGACCUCCAUACAAAUUAACGGAAAUGAAUGCUAUUCCACUAUGAAUGUUAGGGGUGAUACACCAAUAUAUCUCUCAUCAGUAGUUGUAAAUGAUGACUAUAGUAAUGCCUGUAAUACUUAUCAAACGGGGACCACGGUUACUAUAAGUGUAGGGUCUCCAAAACCUGAACUUAAAAAGUCAAAAAGUCAAAUAUAUAUUGGAGCAGAGUUUCCAGGGCAAAUUGAUAAAACAGAAGAAUCAAAUACAUAUGAAGACUAUUGCAAUGAUGCUUAUAAAAAUCAAUAUUUAGAAUCUUUUCAUAAAAAUGAUAUAACUUCUAUCUUAAAUGAUCCAGUUGAAGCUGUGAGAAGAAACCUGAUACCUCAUGUUUGUGGGAAAAAAGAUAACAUCAGUAACUUGGAAAAAGUCGGGGAUCAAAGGAAUAUGGGAGAUGAAAGCAAACCUUCUGAAAGUGGUAAUUAUAUCACUAAACUCUUUGAUGAUCCAUUCUUUUCACACUUGGCAGAAGGGCUUGAUUCAGAUCUAGUUAAAAAAUUAAUUGAAAACUCGUUAAUAAAACUCCAAGAGACCAAACAUCAAGAAGGGACAGAAAGCAGCAAAGCAACCAUAGAAAAACUUAUAGAAAGCUCUCUUAUAAAUUUAAAAGAAGAAGUUCAAAAAGAAAACAGUCAAAAGGAGAAAAAGGCAGAUCAUAUGACGAAAACGACUUUAGUGGAAGAAAAUAGUGCACAUGAAAGUAGUGGUUGCUUAGAACAUGAUGAUAAAGGCUGCUCUGCUCCCUAUGAAAGUAUGGAGUACGAGAGCGGAGCCAUGGGAGUUUUUUCAGACAUGGAACCAAUGUCCGAUUGUUAUAAUGCGUCAGCUAGUGAAUUGUCAACCGAAGAUGACACUAAUUCUACGAGAUCAAAGUUUUACCAAAUGUUAGUAGAUGCUGCAAUUUGCGACAUUGAAAUAGCAAAUAAUACGGAUGACGAUCAUCUUUAUGAAUCAAUUAGAUUAAAUAGUGAUCCAAUUUAUGAAGAAAUUGGAGAUAUGCCUCCACCAUUACCAACAAAUCCUCCUCCUAAUUCGUUGCUGUCGUUAGAUGACGAGAAACGGAGUGGAUCACGCUCAAUUUUCGAAGGUGCAUCCAAAUAUGAUAUACUAUCUUACUUAGUAGAUGCUAAAGAAAGAGGAAUCGAUGAUGAAGAAACCUAUAUUACAAAUUAUGCUAAUGAAAAUGACAAUUCCAAUAUGUUAGAUGAAUCGAAAGAAAAAUCUGAGGCAAUUAAAUCUAAACUAAUUAGCAGUAACACCAGUCAGCUAUCUAAUGCAUCAGAUUCAAGUGAAGAUAACUCUUUAAUAAUUAAUCAAGACAGUAUAGAAAAGACUCUGGUAUGUAAAAAACCUUCAGCGGAAAUUGAGAGGAAUGAUUCUGGAGUUGGUUCUGAAACCAGUAAAUCUUCUAGAAGUAGACUGCAAGGAAAAAUCACACCAAAUAGCAUGAUGAAUGACAAGGAUGCUCCAAUUCAUUUAUGUGAGGAUUGCGAUACUGCGGUUGAAACUCAAAUUACUGAACAAGGCUCAGUGUAUGCUCCUUUAGUAUGUCGAAAAUGUUCUAAGAAGAGAACUGAAAGAAAAGAAAUAAUAACAGAAAUUGUGGAAACUGAAGAGAAAUAUGGCCGUGAUCUACAAAUUAUUCUUGAAGAAUUUUAUAAGCCCAUGUUAGUUGCUGGUUUACUGACACAGGAACAAUUAAGCGCAAUUUUUUUAAACGUUGAAGAGUUAAUAGAUAAUAAUCAAGUGUUAUCGGAAAAACUAAGAGAUGCUCUCGAAAUCGCCGUGGAACAGGGGGAUGAGGACUUACUGACGGUAAACGUUGGUAAGAUUCUCUUGGAGUGUUCUGGUAUGCUGACAGCUUUUCAGUCAUAUUGUGUAAAACAAGCAGGCGCCGCAUUGCUUUUAGCCGGUUUGGAGAAGGAGAAGGAACUCCUGAGGAUAUUCUUGCGCGUCUCGCAAAUGGAAAAUGUGGUUCUGAGGAGGAUGAAUCUAAACUCGUUCCUCAUGGUGCCGGUUCAACGCGUGACAAAAUAUCCCCUCCUUCUUUCGCGGCUGUACCGUGCAACUCCGACUUGCGCAUCAGAAAGAGAAGAUGUGAAGGGUGCUCAGCGUUGCGUUGAAUCCAGACUAGAAGAGAUCAACGCUGCCGCCGCCGCCGCUGCUGCAGCUGCGAGGGACGUGCCGUUGUGGAGAAGACUUGCUGCAGCGAGACGGACGGCGCAUGAUUUGCACGUCGCUGACAUAAGGCUGAGGAAGAUGGCUGUUGAUGUGCUGGAUUGGAAUCAUGAUGAUGCUAGGUUUGCAAUGGAGGGCAAGCUGCUGUUUACACAACCCAACGACAACAACUGGCGCAAGGGUCGGACGAUCAAACUGAUGUCGAUCAACGCCCUUUUGGUAACUAAUGGAAAGCCAACGAUCGCUCACAAAACGAACGAAUUACGGGAAACGAGAGAAGCCAGAGACAGAGAAGCGAGAGAAAGAGAAGGAGAAGCUCUUUUCGCACGCAGUGGAGUGAGAGAGGCUGCUUUGCUGUUAGUGAGAGAGAAGGCAGGAAGAUACACGUUGCAGAGAGAACCGCUCUUCCUCGAUCGCUGCGUGGUCGCCGCGGACCACGAGCCUGAACACUUCUUCGAAGUCCACGAGAUUACGACUAAGGAUUCCUUUAUUUUUAAGGCGGAAGAGAGUGCACGCACGCGCAUCUGGUAUCGGCAGAUCCAGUACCACGCCCAAGGCGCCGGCGCAUGGCGGAAACGGCGCAACGCUCUCGCGAACAUCAUGAUAAAUCCUAUGCUUACUAGAAACUAAAUUGAAAAGACUAGACUACAAAAAACAGGGACUUUUAGCGUUCUGUACCCGAAGAGUCCAAACGGGACUUUAUUACUAAGUCUCCACUGGUUUGCUUAAAAGUAGAGCAAGCUUUAAAUAAUGAAUUUUUUUCAGCUUGCCCAUUUCGGAACAAAAAUUUUUGUCACAUUUUGAGUUACAUUCAAAAUAAUUAUUAUUAACGGCAUUACAAGUAGGUACCUACUGGAUUAAUUAUUGGACCCAGAAAAGAGCCCGGAAAAGCUUAGAUAGAGAAAAUUGUUAAAAUCUGUUACUGAAAAUUAUUAGGUACUUACCUAAUUUAUUUCUCUAUUUUGAAUUAUAUUUUUCAGUAAUCUGAAACAAAAUUUAACGAGUACAUAAUAUAAUUUAAAACCGUACUGUACCUAGUGUAUUUGACAUUUCAAUUUGCAAUUAAUUGCAUGUGUUUUCCAAAACGAUUAUAUAAUAAAGUUUAAAAAAAAAUCUGAAUUUUAUUUGAUAUGUAUUUAUUUUUAUGCACAAAAGUAUGUUUGGAUGAUUUUAAAACAAAAGUAAAUUGAUACUUAAUUUGUAGUCUCGAUUGAUUGUAGAACAAACUUUGAUCAACUGCACCUAUUUGAUAAACUUCGGGCUUCAGAGCUAGCAUGGGCAGUAGAUAAAAAUUAUAUCCCCCGAUCAUAUCAACUGAAGUCAUAGAAAUCAGUGGAUAUAAUCGGGGAUAUAAUUUUUAUCCACUGCCCAUGCUAGCCGGGCUGGUAUGCACAAUAUUGCACUUAAUUUUAAGUCAAAAGUCCAUCUAUCUUAAUUGUAUUAUUUAAGUAAACGUAAAAAGCGUCACUUUAUAUUAUGUUUUGACCAUAAAAUUGGAAUAAGGAAUUUCUGAAUCUAAGAAAUGCAUAACUUGUAAUAAUUUUAAGUGCCACAGAUAAA